Molecule: messenger RNA, 2575 nt
Organism: Xyrauchen texanus (razorback sucker)
Lineage: Eukaryota; Metazoa; Chordata; Actinopteri; Cypriniformes; Catostomidae
Product: BTB/POZ domain-containing protein 10-like
Exons: 8
Coding region: 181-1479 (432 amino acids)
Biological process (GO): positive regulation of phosphorylation
Cellular component (GO): cytoplasm
Molecular function (GO): protein binding
Source: RefSeq, a predicted model, not a curated record
AGUUGGAGAUCAAAUUCGCUGUUUCAAAAAAAAGCUGGAAGUCCUCUUCACAUUUUGCUGGCUAUUGUCUUGUUUACCUGACGGGACAAUACAAAUAAUCAACUCUUUAACAAAAAAUGCUCAUGAGAUUGUAAAAGUGGCCAGACGUGUUAGUCUGGACUUGAGACUGACCUAUUGAAAAUGAACAUGCCUGGUGCCAGUGGAGGAUGUGACCGAUCCAGAGAUCAAUGGCGCUCCAGUGACCGCUCUCGCGACUCCUCACAUGAACGUGUUGAAGGCCAACUCACACCCUGCAUUCGCAACGUGACCUCACCCACACGCCAAUACAACAGCGAUCGAGAAGGCGGGUCAUCACGGCCCAGCAGCCCCAGGCCUCAGAGAGUUUCUCCCAGCAGCAGUAGUGGGGUGGCCAGCAGUCGCAACAGCAGCCUGUCAAGCUCGGAGGGCUCCUACAAGAGCAUGGUCCCCGGUGAAAUGGUCUUCAUCUAUGAAAACAUCAAAGAUGGAGCCCGCAGUGUCCGUACAUCAGAGAAGGUCACGCUUAUAGUGGACAACACCCGCUUCGUGGUGGACCCCACGAUUUUCACAGCACAGCCCAACACCAUGCUUGGCAGAAUGUUUGGAUCUGGAAGGGAGCACAAUUUCACCCGUCCCAACGACAAAGGAGAGUAUGAGGUGGCAGAGGGCAUCAGCUCCACUGUGUUCAGAGCAAUACUGGAUUACUAUAAAUCUGGAAUAAUCCGCUGUCCUGAUGGAAUCUCCAUUCCCGAGCUGAGGGAAGCGUGUGACUAUCUGUGCAUCUCUUUUGACUACAGUACUAUCAAGUGCCGGGACCUAAGUGCCCUGAUGCAUGAGCUGUCCAAUGACGGUGCUCGACGGCAGUUUGAGUUCUAUCUGGAGGAGAUGGUGCUCCCUCUGAUGGUGGCCAGCGCUCAGAGUGGCGAGAGGGAGUGUCACAUCGUAGUGCUCACCGACGAUGAUGUAGUGGACUGGGAUGAGGAGUACCCACCCCAGAUGGGAGAGGAGUAUUCACAAAUCAUAUACAGUACAAAACUGUAUCGAUUCUUCAAGUACAUUGAAAACCGUGAUGUAGCCAAAUCAGUUUUAAAAGAGCGAGGACUCAAGAAAAUCAGACUGGGUAUUGAAGGUUACCCAACAUACAAAGAGAAAGUGAAAAAGCGUCCGGGCGGUCGACCUGAAGUCAUCUACAACUAUGUCCAAAGACCCUUCAUCCGCAUGUCGUGGGAGAAGGAGGAGGGUAAGAGUCGGCACGUGGACUUCCAGUGCGUGAAGAGCAAAUCCAUCACAAACCUGGCAGCAGCUGCAGCAGACAUUCCCCAGGAUCAGCUUGUGGUAAUGCAUCCUGAACCGCAAGUGGAUGAACUGGACAUUAUCCCCAACCACCCUCCACCUGGUCACCAAUACAGCAACAACUUCAACAAUGAGCCUGACCCUGACGCCCCCUCGCCUGCAGUCUGAGAGCAGACACCUCUUCAACAGCAUGCUUCAGUAUGAACCAGAGUGACACUAUAACCGGAUUGCCUUCUGCACUUGCUCUACAGCCUUAGAGUUUCUCCUGUCUAGUUACUGUAUUUAAUUAAAAAAGAAAGAAAUGAUUUACCCAGCGUGGACUUGGUCUACUGGCAUUGGCAGUGCUCUCCUGUUCUGUCUUAUGUUCUUUAUUUUUACUUGACCCAAGGGCAUUUAUUUUUAUUUGUUGUAGGAAAUAACGUUUGCAUUAUUGGGCUUAUAUUCUGAUUAUUAUUACUAUUGUUCUUUUCCAUUUCUUAUAUUAUAACUUCAGUAUUGUUUUCUUUCACUUGAUGCAUUUGGGUUUGGUGCCACUUUAUUUAUCUUUUGUAAAGCCCGCCCCCCAGCUCCUGUGCAGCAUGUCUCUUCAGGAGCUCCAUUUGCCUGGUGAAUGAAUGCAGUGUUUUAGAUGGACAUUAAUUUAUCUGCUCAAGAUCUGUCUGUUUAGCGCUCGAAAACCAUUGUUUUAAUAAAGUGAUAUGUAUUCAUAUUUGUAUGGCAUAUAAAAUUGGAUUAUUGUUUGGUCUCUUUGGAUUGAGGGGGCAUAUUUUGCAGGGGGAAAAAAAAUCAGACUAGAAACUCACAACAUCUGGGCCUAUUCAAUAUAGUACUGACUUACACUUACAGAACACACACAAUUUUCUGUAAUCCAACUGGCCAAACAAAGCCAUUCAACCUGUAGCACAUAGCACAAAAAAUAAUUUAAACUCAAGUUAAUGACAUAAGCAGAUUUUACUUUAAAUUAAUAGGACAGAUAGAAACGGAUAAAGGUGACCAAAAAACAGAACAGUAUUUGUCAAACUGGUGGGUCAUUGCUGCUAUGCAUUAUUUUGUCAUGUCCUCAUCAUAUAGCCAAUGCUGUAUCGUAAUAUAUGUUUAUAUCAGAUACAAUUUUUGAAUGAUGGAACUCAGUUUAAUUUUAUUACAAUAUUGCAUUAACGUGGGUGAAUGUUAAUUUUACUACAUCGGUGCUAAAAUUUUAAUACUGAAAAUUUUAAGAAAUAUUCCCAGUGUUUCAUAUAUUUUUACUUCCUAUAACUGAAAU